Messenger RNA from Papaver somniferum (opium poppy), 1386 nucleotides. Its product is annotated as alpha carbonic anhydrase 1, chloroplastic-like. The transcript has 7 exons. The record is from RefSeq and is a predicted model, not a curated record. Bases 96 to 1241 code for a protein of 381 amino acids. NCBI's taxonomy places the organism in Eukaryota, Viridiplantae, Streptophyta, Magnoliopsida, Ranunculales, Papaveraceae. Gene Ontology annotation, molecular function: zinc ion binding; carbonate dehydratase activity.
CACGAAAAGCUCCGGCUGAAAUUCUAAGCUACGUCCCAGCAGUCGUCUAGCUGUCUCCCUCCCGGAGAACUUCUGUUCAAUCCGCCGAACCAUAAAUGGCUUCUUUAUCCACAUUUUUAGCAGCUGCAAGAAUAAAGGAUCCGCAGUACCGUCAAUACAAGAUUUUUUUUAUAAAAUCUUCAAAUUUGCUUGAUAAACAUCCACAUUUGCAUCCGCGAAGCUUUCAAAUUACUUUAUUUCAUCUUCCAAAUGCAACUAAAGAUGAGAGAUUCGUGUGUUUUACGAACAGAGCAAAUCUGGAGUUUCCGGUCGGAAGUACUGUUGAUGAUAAGAUUGGUGAGACUCAUAAAUGCUUACUGUCAGAUUUGCGGAGACGACUCAUGGAUGCCGUUCAUUCUUAUGGUGGAAUCUUGGAGAUAAAAACAGCAACAACAUCAACAAUGGUUACUGGAAUCGCCAUUUUCGUUCUCGGGCUGGCAGUUACGUUAGUCCUAACCUCUGGUUCAUUUGCAGUAGAAGAACCUGACUUUAGUUAUAGCGGACAUAAGGGUCCGGACAAGUGGGCAACUUUAGAUCCAUCAUUCGCUAUGUGCGAAAAUGGAGAGGCUCAAUCACCUGUAAACAUUGUAAAGAAAACUGCAGUUUAUAACCCCAAACUUGAGCCUUUAACCAGAGAUUACAAAGAUGUAAAUGCAACUCUGAUUGACAAUAUCGUCAAUAUACAGUUACUAUUCGGGAAUGGCGCUGGUGCGAUAAAUAUAGGUGGCAAGCAGUACAAGUUGAUACAGACACAUUGGCAUUCACCGUCUGAACAUACUAUUGAUGGAAUUCGUUACGAUGUUGAACAGCAUAUGGUUCACCAGUCCGCUGAUGGCUGUUUUUCUGUCAUUGCAAUCUUGUAUCGAUUCGGAAUCCCAGACCCUCUACUCAACCAGUUGGAGGGUCAUUUAAAGAAAUUGCGUUCGGAGGCAGAAAUUGGUCAUCCCGGUUCCAGGUUCCCUGUGGAGCUCAUACGAGCUGCUGAUUUAGAAAGUACAAACACAUAUUUCAGAUACAUUGGCUCUCUUACGACUCCACCGUGUACUGAGAAGGUCACCUGGACCAUCCUCGAAAAGGUGAGGGAGAUGUCUAAACAACAGGUAGCUUCUCUAAGAGCUGUGAUGAGCAAAGAAAACAAACAAAAUGCAAGACCCACACAGCCAUUGAAUGGGAGAACAGUGGAGUUAUAUGUUCAAACAUGAUACCACGUUUCUAUAAUGUCAAAAAAGGAAAGAAGAUAUCAGUACAUUUAUCUUGCAUAUCUGUUACACCAAUUCUGGAAAAAUAACUGCUAGUGACUGUUGCCCUAUCUUUUCACUCUAAUUUGUAGCUAAUAUUAUAAAAUAA